Messenger RNA from Homarus americanus (American lobster), 1968 nucleotides. RefSeq names its product adenosine 3'-phospho 5'-phosphosulfate transporter 1-like (gene sll). The coding region runs from base 229 to 1470 and encodes 413 amino acids. The transcript is spliced from 8 exons. Gene Ontology annotation, molecular function: 3'-phosphoadenosine 5'-phosphosulfate transmembrane transporter activity. Gene Ontology annotation, cellular component: endoplasmic reticulum membrane; Golgi membrane. The record is from RefSeq and is a predicted model, not a curated record. Gene Ontology annotation, biological process: transmembrane transport. NCBI's taxonomy places the organism in Eukaryota, Metazoa, Arthropoda, Malacostraca, Decapoda, Nephropidae.
CUCUGGCUCAGGUGGUGACGUCACACAGUGUGGACGUCAACAAACUUCUGCCACCGACUGACACUCAGACCUGCCACAUUCAUUAUUACCUUUAUUACUUUAAUUACUUUAUCAAAAAAGGAAACGGUACUUGUCGACAUACCCAGACACCUGCCCAGUGGUCAUAAGAGGAGUCUUGUCGCCUGUAACGUACCUAGGAGUUAAUAAGCCCACUCGACGUGAGUGAAGAUGUCGGGAAGUUCAGUGUUGUACAGCGUGGUGGACUCAUGGGUGGGCAGCCUGACGAUAAAUCUUCUCUGCUACUCUACCGUAUUCAUUCCUGGCUAUUUUUUAAUUCAGUAUUUCAAGAAAUCUAAAUAUAUUGAAAGAGCAGGUUUGGGCACACUGUCCAAGUUGAUCACGUCAUGCGUAUACGGGCAGGGUUACGACAAGCUGGUGACGACGGACUUGCCACCAGCACCCAGAACUCCAGCACCAGAGCGGAGCAUGUCAAGCAAGUGUUUACAACUCAUUUUCUGCUUUCUGGGUCUUCAGGCUUCAUACCUUACGUGGGGCGUCCUGCAGGAGAAGAUUAUGACAAAGGAGUACCAGAGCUCAGAGGGCAACAUCGGCCACUUCAGGGACUCUCAGUUCUUGGUGUUUGUUAAUCGUAUAUUGGCGUUCCUGCUGGCGGCCACCUACCUCGGCUUCACCAGACAGCCUCGACACACAGCACCCAUCUACAAGUACUCCUAUUGCUCGUUUUCCAACAUCAUGAGCUCCUGGUGUCAGUACGAAGCCCUCAAGUAUGUCACCUUCCCUACACAGGUGUUGGCCAAAGCCUCAAAAAUUAUUCCUACUAUGAUAAUGGGCAAGAUUGUUAGUGAAAAGAAGUACGAGUAUUUUGAGUAUGUGACCGCUGUGCUCAUAUCAUUCGGCAUGACCAUGUUCCUGCUGGGGUCGACUGAAUCUAAAGGGAACUCGAGCAGCAGCACCACCUUGUCUGGGAUCAUCAUUCUCAUAGGUUACAUGUCAUUUGACGCCUUCACCUCCAAUUGGCAAGGGGAGCUCUUCUCUCAGCACAAGAUGUCUUCGGUUCAGAUGAUGUGCGGUGUUAACCUCUUCUCUUGCCUCUUCACCACGACAUCUCUGAUGCAGCAGGGAGGCUUCUCUACGUCUUUUAACUUCAUGCUUACCUAUCCAGCGUUUUUCUGGGACAGCCUCAUUCUUUCGAUUUGUUCCGCCACUGGCCAGUUGUUCAUCUACCACACCAUCUCCCUCUUUGGUCCUGUCGUCUUCAUCAUCAUCAUGACUAUACGUCAGGGUUUGGCCAUCCUCCUGUCAUGCCUCAUCUACUCUCAUCCUGUGAGUCUAAUGGGAGUGCUCGGGAUCUUCAUGGUGUUUAUGGCCAUCUUCCUACGCGUUUACUGUAGUCACCGGCUCAAGCAACUCCAACAACGGAGAGCCGGAGGAGACACGACCAAGGUCUAGGUUCCAUCACUGCCUUUGUGGUGGCGGCUUGAAGCUUCCCAAAAGUUAUGUGCCUGAAUAUUUGUAAUACCGUAGAGACGUGGUAGUUAAUGUAGCUUAUUCAACACUUGGUAUCUCUCAUAUUAUCUGAACGAAAGGUUUAUUUACUGCAUCUUUCUCUUGUGGGUCUUGAUAGGUAUCGAGGCUCACACGUGUCACACCUCCUUUUAUACAGUUUAUCUCCGUCAUUCGUAGAUAUUUGUUGUUGAAAUUUGGGCAUUAAUGAGUAUUAUGUGAAGAAAUUGCUUAAAAAUAUAUGGGCUUUUGUUCAGCUAGAGCCUUUGAUAAGUGUCAUGAGUGUGCGGUAUUUAUGGUUAAUGCCAUGACACAACAGGUAAGAGAUAUGGCUGAGAUGUAGUGACCAGAUAUCAUUAGUGUCCUAACCAUUUCUGCUUGUCAUGGCUUAGCUGGGACACACACACGUACACAAAACAACACACACACACACACACACACACA